Messenger RNA from Leptopilina boulardi, 1373 nucleotides. Its product is annotated as post-GPI attachment to proteins factor 2-like. Gene Ontology annotation, cellular component: Golgi membrane; endoplasmic reticulum membrane. The record is from RefSeq and is a predicted model, not a curated record. Lineage: Eukaryota; Metazoa; Arthropoda; Insecta; Hymenoptera; Figitidae. Gene Ontology annotation, biological process: GPI anchor biosynthetic process. The transcript has 5 exons. The coding region runs from base 328 to 1158 and encodes 276 amino acids.
CUCAAAUUUUCUUUGCGGAAAAUCAUGUCAGAAAUGAUCAGCUGAGCGUUUUAUUAAUCAAACAGUAUAUAUCACAGUGUCGACACGUUGACAAUUAUUGGAGGGUUGAUAGAUUUUAGAGGGCGGCUCCCGAUAUGAACUUUGUUUUGUAUAUGUUUUAUAUAUUGUACAGUUAUGUAUAUAUCUCGUCACGUGGACUUCGAUCUCGUUAAGACGAUUUCUAUAAUUGCAUGUAAGUAAAAAAAAAAAAAAAAUACAAGUCUUCUUAGAUUACGUAUUAAACUUUGCAAUAUAUCCAGUAGAUCUCGGGACUGCAAUAAUGCAAAUAUGGCUGACACAAGAAUGCGAAAAAAGUUUGAUGGAGCGAAAAAAUACGACGAAAUGUUGAAAAGAGGUGGCUCAGAAUAUAUUCCAUUGGUCGAUGGUGAAAAUCCAAGAUACAGAAUUGUUUUGUCAUUUUCAAAAGUUGCUUGGUUCACUGUCUCAUUACCUUUUUUUGCCUUUAUUUUUUGCGUUAUUUGGUCAAUAAUUUAUAAUUUUGAACAUUCAACUUCGACACAUUGUCAGGUUUACAAUUUUUUACCAUCAGUCUCAGCAGCAAUUGGUCAUUAUAAACCGCAGAAAAAUGUAUGGAAAGGAGCGAUAGCAUUGCAAGCUUUUGUGAGAGCUUUAAUUUUUCUGAUGUAUUAUAGAUUUUACAAGGAGAAAAUACACAAAUGGGCAAAUGGAAUUAGCAAUUUGGCACUAGUCACUUACGCCUUAGAAAAUAUUUCACUUGUCGCAUUAAGUUUUUGGUCUUCCAAUGAAAAUUAUGCCAUACACAAAUUGUCUUUCAUAACAUUUUUAAUAAUGUCCUUAUUUCAUAUGUUUUUAACAUAUUAUAUAAUGACAAAAUGCAGAAAUGUCUCUAAAGAUAUUUCCGAUACAACUUCGAUAAAAUGGAAAUAUCGUUCCAUGAUCUUCAACAUUACUUCCAUAUUUUUGGCGUGUUACUUCUUCUACAGGCACAAUACAUUCUGCGAACCAUUAGUUUAUUCAAUGUUUGCACUUGCUGAGUACCUGGUUGUGAUAACAAAUAUGGGUUACCAUUUAACAGCCGCUUGGGAUUUUGCAGGACGACAUCUACUUUUUUCAACAACCGGCUUUAGGAUUAUUUAGUUUUUUAUCAAUUUUUUUUUUUAAAUUUCAUAUUUAUUUCAGGACAAAGAUUUGUGCUCUUCCAUCAAAAUCUUUAACGACCUUUUUUUAUCGAUAAAUUAUGUUUGACUAAAAAAAAAAAAAAACAUAAUGCCACAGAAUUAUUGCUAUUAGGUAGAAACAAAUUUAUUAUUUAUAUUUAUAUAUAGUGUAUAUAAUAAAGGAAAUGAAAGGCA